AUGAUCUCAAAUACAUACAAUCUACUUCUGAAAAUUAAAAAAAUAGAAAACAGUAAAUUGAUAGCUACAGUGGCGAGCAUAUGGAUCCAGUGCACCGGCGGUGCCUCCUACGCCUUCGGAAUCUACUCUGCCGCCCUCAAAUCUAGCCAAGGUUACGACCAAUCGACUCUCGACACCGUCUCCGUCUUCAAGGACAUCGGCGCUAAUAUCGGAGUUUUAGCCAGUCUCCUCUAUCACGCCGUCACUAAUAACCACCGCGAUUCAACGUCGUCGUCUUCUCGUUUCAAAUGCGGACUUCCGAUCGUCUACUUGUUUGGAGUGGCUCAGUGCUUCUUCGGUUACUUCCUUAUGUGGUUGUCCAUCACCAGACGCAUUUACAAGCCGAGCGUCCUGCUCAUGUGCAUCUUCAUGUUCAUGGCGUCACAUGCUCAGACAUUCUUCAAUACCGCAAAUAUCGUGGUCGCCGUCAGGAAUUUUCCAGAUUACGGUGGAACAACCAUCGGCAUUAUGAAGAAUUUCGUAAUUUUCAUUUACUCAGGGCUUUCUCGGUCUAAGCGGAGCGAUACUAAUACAAAUCUACAUGACGUUCUUCGACGGCAAACCAACCAAAUUCAUACUAAUGCUUGUCGUGGUUCCAUCUCUCGUCUCCCUCAUUCUCAUGUUUCUCAUUCACGAAAACCCCUCAAACACAACGAAGUCACCAUAGCCGGAUAUCUAACCAUCACACUCUACCUUCAAAACAAAAUCGUCUUCUCAUCACGGGCUCACCAAGAGGCUAGAGAAGCAUUGAUUGUAGCUUCAGAGAGUCAGGUGGUGGCGAGUCACGGUGGUUCACCGGCGGUUGAAAUGAAUCUGCUACAAGCAAUGACCAUCGUCAACUUCUGGCUCCUUUUGGCAUCCAUGGUGUGUGCGAUGGGUUCUGGUCUCGCCACCAUCAACAACGUAACUCAAAUAGGUCAGUCUCUUAAUUACUCAACAACCAAAAUCAUCAGAAUUUUGUCUCUAUGGAGUAUCUGGAACUUUCUAGGAAGAUUCAGUGGUGGAUAUCUGUCUGAUUUCUCUUUACACGAGUGGGGCUGGGGAGACCGAUGUUCAUCGAUCUCGAUAACACUUUUGGCGAUGGUCGUCGGCCAUCUUUGGAUCGCUUAUGGUGGGAAUUUGCUCUUUGGUACAGCGGUUAUCGGCAUAUGUUAUGGAUCACAGUGGUUUUUUAAUGCCUACGAUUACUUCUGA
Lactuca saligna is the source of this 1233-nucleotide messenger RNA. The record is from the annotation of a GenBank genome assembly. Lineage: Eukaryota; Viridiplantae; Streptophyta; Magnoliopsida; Asterales; Asteraceae.